This is a messenger RNA of Spirodela intermedia, 5325 nucleotides long. NCBI's taxonomy places the organism in Eukaryota, Viridiplantae, Streptophyta, Magnoliopsida, Alismatales, Araceae. The record is from the annotation of a GenBank genome assembly.
AUGGGGAGCUCACAGGAGAAGGUGGUGGCUGUGAUCAUGGUGGGAGGGCCCACCAAAGGUAUGCAGUCGAUCUCCCUCGGAAUUGUAGCCAACUCUUCUCGUUUCCAUGUUUGGCUUCGGAUCGGGGGGUGAUGGUGCUGUUAUUGGUGACAGGGACUCGGUUCAGGCCUUUGUCUCUGAAUGUGCCGAAGCCACUCUUUCCACUGGCCGGCCAGCCAAUGGUUCACCACCCGAUCUCCGCUUGCAAGAGGGUACUACUUCCUUCCCCUACUAAUGGAGUGUAUUUAACACCUUGUCGUGUUCUGAUUUGCGUUGUAUGUGAUCUUUUUGCUGAAGAAAGAUUCCGAACCUUGUCCAAAUCUAUCUCAUUGGCUUCUACGAGGAGCGAGAAUUUGCUCUCUACGUAUCCUCCAUCUCCAAUGAGCUCAGAGUCCCAGUCCGGUGAGUGGCUUCUGAUUUAAUCCAGCUUUAUGAAUUGAAGAAUUGAAUCAUUUUUCUGCAUAUGAUUUGGGGGAAUGCGGCACACGAAAGCUCGGUUAAUAUAAUUAUGGCUUUAUCAACAGUUACUUGAGGGAGGACAAGCCACAUGGGUCAGCAGGUGGAAUUUACAAUUUUAAGGACCGCAUAAUGGAAGACAGCCCAGUAUGAAUUCUUUCUCGUGUUUUAUGUGUAAAACUGGAAGAAAAGAAACAUAGGGUGCCUCAAUCUUGGUGAUGUUGGCUUAAUUUAUGUUCAAUUGGUUUUGCAGUCUCAUAUAUUUCUGCUGAAUUGUGAUGUUUGCUGCAGUUUCCCUCUGCCAGAUAUGCUCGGUGCGUCUUUAUUUCUUAUGCCAUAUAAUUGUUAGACGCUUUCGUUUCAUAAGCCUUUCUUAACAUUUUCUGGCCAUUUUUACUUCAUGCUUUUGCCAGUUUUAAUAUCAUCCCCGUGUUCUUCUCUAAAGUUCAUGCAAAGACAACUUAUGGAUGGAUAUUUAUGCUGAUGUUCGUCUGUCUGCUUCAAUGAAUGGGGUUCAAAGAUUUUCAUAACUGCACAGAUUUCAGAAUGAACAACUAGGUCGCCCUGCGUUAUUAAUUUAUUUGUAAUUUUUCAUUUAUUCAUUUAUAUUUUAUGUCCAAUAAAUCAUACAUACGUUUAUUCAUUUAUACAUAAUUUUCAAGAUUUCAGUUGGUACAGAUUCUUGGGAAUAUCAAUUCUCAUGAUUUAAUUGAUGACUUUUUUAAUUUUAAUUUUUUGUUGUCUGUCCUGUUCGAUUUCUUUCACCUAAUUUAAGCUACUUGUUUAAUAGAUAAAUUUCAUACAAAGAAAAAGAUAAAGAUAAAAAAGAGUAACAUCAUAAUCAUUAAAAAAGAAAAAUAAUGAGUAACGUAAAAAUUGAAAACUGAGUUGAAAUAGGGGGUUAUCUUACCUUCAGCAAAUGGAGUCAGAAUGUCCAUUAGAGGGGAAGGUACCUGCUGAUUUGUGUUUGAGAUUCCACCACCAUUUGAAAGUCUCCCGAUUGUCCAUUACUUAAUCACAGUAUAUAUAUCCUACUUUUCUUGCUAAGAAGGAAAAUUAAUUGAAGGUGGAAUAACCUACAGUGGGCCCAGUAUAUCUUUCCCAACUUUUAUCAGUUUCCAAACAUGUGCACGUCAUGGCCAUGAAAAUUCAUCAGGAACUAUUUACCAAUGGUUUCCGACUGACCAGUAUUUUAACUGUUAUUUGAUGAGUGCAGUUGCCCACAAGAAGUAUGGUGGGAUAGGGACAAUCCUAGUUAGUAAGGUGAGGGGACAUUCGUCACAGAGAGUACCUUUUAUGCAUUCCGGUAGGUCGACUGUUGUGACACUCCAGGUUUUCAAUGUGCAUGUAUUUUCUCACGUACAGGUAUCUGCUGAAUCCGCAAGUCAGUUUGGUGAGCUUGUAGCCGAUCACAUAACAAACGAACUGUUGCACUAUACAGAGAAACCUGAGACUUUUGUGAGUACUUUAUGAUUUAUAUACGCUUUCCUCCCACAUAAAAAUUAUUACCAGUAUAUUGAUAUGUGCUGGAUUCGAUUCAUAUUUCCUUUGUUGUUCUUUCAGGUGAGUGAUCUAAUUAACUGUGGUGUAUACAUAUUUACACCUGAUAUUUUCGCUGCCAUCAGAGAUGUAUCUGCACAGCGAAAAGAUAGAGGUCUGUGUUCUUGACCCGUAUUGUCUAAGACUGACAAUGUCACGUCUACAUUAACCGAUUUUUUGGGAAUUGAACAUCAUACUGUAUUAGAUAAAGUUAAAUGUAAGGGGGCCACCUAAAAUUUCUGAUCUACAUAUUUAUUAUGACAGUUCUGAGCACUAAUUCAUCAUAGUAUUCAUAUAUUCAUACUGUAAACUCUGUUGAUACAUUUUAAACUAACCUCCCGUCAGUCAACAUCUUGAUAUUGGUUAAUGUCACUAUUUAUUCGUAGGUAUCUGUUCUUUUGUGCCUCAUAUGUCACAAAUUAAUGUCUUUGUGUACUUCUUUUUGCAGCUAAUUUGCGUCGCGUAUCCAGUUUCGACUUUGAAUCACUCCAAUCAGGAACAAAGUAUGGAAUAUGUCUGGUGAACGCCAGUUAAUAUUUUUAUGAUUUUGUGUCUACUGGAAGUCGUUUUAUGGAAACAUUAUGAUUCCUUGUAAGGAAAACAUAUCAAAUGGGUCAUUUGUUUUCAUUCGUGUUUUCAGAUCGAUUCUUUCAACUCAUUCAGAGAAAGGAGAAAAACAUGAAUAAACUUCUCGAAAUUACUUUUUUUGAGGAGGCUACAUGUCCUGCAUUUUGUGGUUGAUUUUUAAAAUUUUUUUGCCAGUCCUUUUCAUAUUCAGAAUAUCAUUGAGCCUAUUCCAACUUAUUAAUGAAACUUUAACUGGUGUACAACUCGUGUCAUGUGAUUAAACAAAAAUAUAGAAGAAAAUAUAGGGCAGUUAGAAGCUUUAAGUGAAAGUAGUCCAUCAGAUAGUAACCGCUGUUGCACAGAAUGUAGCCAUCGAUCCUAUUUCUAUCUAUAUGAAGAAGAAAUCACUUAAGGAAAGGGAUUCUUAGUUGUACAGAUAUUAUCUUUAUGAAUAUACAAGAACCUAUCACGCAUAAUAACCCUAGUAUCUCAGAUUUUUAGAUUCUCAUAAAAUCUUUUGGAAAUAUGGACAUGGCUUGAUCUGAUUAUUUGUGAAUUCUGCGUACGGCCAAUAUUGAUGGUCAGUGCUGCAUGUUGUCAAUGACCGCUACUUCAGUUGCUGCCCUGUGGAGAUCUACAAUUUCCCUCUAACUAGUUUGAUAUCAUUAUUUACCAAAGUAUUACGUUGUUUCCGUAUAUAGUUUACUUGACAUGUGAGACCGAUCUUUUGUUGAAAAACCUGAUCAGCCUCCAUUUCGCUAUCCUUCUCUACAGGACCAUUCCUUCAGAUUUUGUGAGGCUGGACCAAGAUAUCCUCUCACCUCUAGCUGGGAAGAGACAACUCUAUACGUACGAGACUCUGGAAUUUUGGGAACAAAUCAAGACCCCGGGGUAUGCAUGGUUUCUUCUUCUUUUUCCAUUUCAUUCCUAAUCUUGGGUGCGGCCAGUGAAAAUGACAUGGCCCCCGUUAUGCCCGACCUUCUCAGGAUGUCGCUGAAAUGCUCUGGCCUGUACCUCUCCCAGUUCCGGUGCACCUCUCCUCAUCUACUAGCUGAUGGUGAUGGACUGAAUUCUCCUACUAUUGUUGGUGACGUGUAUAUUCAUCCUUCUGCAAAGGUACACCCCACAGCAAAGGUGAGUCGUCAUCCUCCUCAAGAACGUCGGUUGCAAUGCCGCCAAUAAUCUCAUGUAAUUCGCCAAGAAUUUCCACCCAUUUUUGGAUUUUGAUUUAUCCUCGCUAUUCUUGGAUAGCUUAGUUGAUGUUUCUUAUUAUAGAAUUUAUUCUAUUUUAUCUGGUUUAAUGAUAGGGUCUAUUGUUAUAGUUUCAUCACAGAAUUAAUUAAUUUUCAGUGGCCACACUAUUCAUGAUGGCAUCCUUUGCCGUAUGAAAAAUAUCAGAAAUCAUGAAAAGAUAUUAAUGCAUUUUUCUUUCUUCUGAUUUUGUGAUAUUUCCGCUUGAAGAUGCGCUAAAAACGUUGGCGGUGGAAUCUUAUAUUUCACCACGUGUAGGAAUAUUUCCUAGUUUUUUUAAUAAAAAAAACCCUUCUGCUGAUCAUCUAGUGACCACAUUAUUCAUAAUGGCAUCCUUUACCAUAUGAAAAAUAUCAGAAAUCAUGACAACAUAUAAAGGCUUUUUUUUUUUCUUCUGAUUUUGUGAUAUUUCCGCUUGAAGAUGCGCUAAAAACCUUGACGGUGGAAUCUUAUAUUUCACCACUGUUAGGAAUAUUUCCUAGUUAAAAUAAAAUAGUAAUAAUAAUAAUAAUAACCCUUCUGCUGAUCAUCUUUCUCUUUUUUAUUCUUUAUUCUUGGUAAUUGUAAUCCAGAUUGGCCCCAACGUCUCCAUUUCCGCAAAUGCUCAUGUAGGAGCUGGUGCAAGGCUCAUCAGCUGCAUCAUAUUAGAUGACGUUGACAUUCGGGUACGCAGGAUGCUAACUAUUAUGGAUUCUGGGCGAUAAUUCUCUGCAAAAAAGUAUCAUAUCACCAUUUAUUUUUAUUUUUCUCAUCUUAGGAAAACGCAGUUGUCAUCCACUCUAUCGUUGGAUGGAAGUCCUCCAUUGGGAAAUGGUCCCGAGUACAGGCAAGACCUUCUUCUCCUCUAUCUCCGCUUCAUUUUCUUGACUUUUUCUCUUUUUUUUCUUUUUUUGUUAACGGUCAUCUGUUCUUGCCAUUGCCAUUUGUGGAAAAUCACGUCGUCAGGUCAAACCUAUCUUGACCUGAUUGUUUCUGUUAAAUAUAAUCAUCAAGGAAGACCUCGGCUAUCAUGUUUUAUGAGGAAUUUUCUACCAGAUAAUAUAUUAUAAAUAAAUGGAAAAGACCCGAUAAAUUAUAAUUAUAAUGUUGGAGGAGCAUCAGAUUUAUAAGAUUCUACUUGGAAUGCCGAUGAACUGCCUCCUGUUUGUAUCCAUCAGCAUCUUGUCAUCUGAUCUUGGAACAACUUUUAUUUUUCUCAUUCGGCGUGUAUGUUCAUCGGCUCUGCUCAUCUCUCAGGGGGAAGGAGACUACAACGCCAAGCUUGGAAUUACCAUUCUAGGUAAAAUCCCUCCCUCUCAAUGAUGAUGAUGAUGAUGAUGUAUGUGUUCUUGGGUGAUUGAGCCCUGAAGAUAAUGUUCUUUACCCUGUUCAGGGGAGGCGGUGGACGUUGAGGAUGAGAUCGUGGUGAUCAACAGCAUAGUUCUUCCCAACAAGACUCUCAACAUCAGCGUACAGGAGGAGAUCAUCCUCUGA